GCUGACCAAGGGGAGGGGCGGGCGCUGGGUCUUUCAGUGGGAAUGAAGGGCGUUGGGAUUUGUAUUUUAAAUAGAAAUAAACAACUGUUCUCACUGCACGGAGCAAACUGCCACCGCCUGCAUUGCCGACUGACACUGUGACAGGGUUGUGGGCGCCGGGUUGGGGGUGGUAGACACUCGACGGUGCAGGCAGCUGCCCGGCCACCGCAGGGUGCAGGACCCGGUGACCUCUGGCCGUGAGCUAGCAGCGACCUGAUGGAGCGAGUGGUCGCCCACUCCGGCCCGCUGCUUGCCCGGGGCGCCGCGCUCGGCUGGCACCUGCUACAGCGGCGGGCCCUUGGCAGCCGGGCCCAGCGGCAGCUACUAGGCCGCAUCAUCCGGGUGGAUCAGGCGGGCGAGUUCGGCGCCAUCCGCAUCUACGCGGGUCAGAUGGCCGUGCUGGGCGGCACCGCGGUCGGGCCGCUCAUACAGCAAAUGUGGGAUCAAGAAAAGGAGCAUCUGAAGAAAUUCAAUGAACUGAUUGUUGAUCACAGAGUUCGACCAACCCUGCUGAUGCCGAUCUGGAACAUUGCAGGCUUCAUGUUGGGAGCUGGAACAGCUCUUUUAGGGAAAGAGAGUGCCAUGGCCUGUACUGUAGCAGUGGAGGAAACAAUAUCACAGCAUUAUAACAAUCAGAUCAGGGUGUUAAUGGAAGAUGAUCCAGAAAGACACAAAGAUUUACUUGAAGUGUUGAGGAAAUUCCGAGAUGAAGAGGUGGAACAUCAUGACACAGGACUGGCUCACGGGGCAGAAAUGGCACCUGCCUAUUCGCUAUUGAAGAAUGUAAUACAAGUUGGAUGCAAGGCUGCCAUCUACAUAUCUGAACGCAUUUAACACUUCCCCCACAGGAUCAAUGAUUUUCUGUACAGUCUAAUAUAGAUUGUCAUACAUAAUAAAACAGUUUAAUGUCAACUGACUGACAUUAAUCCUGCAGUUUAUUUCACUCAUGGAAGUGAAUGUGUCUAUAUGUGCAGGCUUUAUUCUUGGUGGUUACUGCCAUCUGAUGAUUCAUCGCAUUUGCAUAAAUGCCCCUUGCUGCUUAAAUAUUGAGGACAUAUCCAUUUGGUCAAUUCACCGCAGCUCCAGAAAUGGUUGACUGAAUGUUCUGAUGAGAUGUGUAUGUAUUCUCACAGAAUCAGCUGUAGAAUUCCCCAGUGUUUGGUCAUUAAUCAUUCUGAGGUCCUGCUCAGCAAGUUAAUACAAGCUGGGCAGUGGGUCAGAGAAGGAAAAACUGAUCAAGAGUUUUUAACCACUACUUUAAUCUCAGGUCAUGAUUUCAGAGAUAGCUAUCAGUUUGCUUGUCCAUACUGAGUGCCGGGAUUUAAGUGAACAAUAGUUAUUUACGAGAAAAUCAGGAAGCCAUACCUGAAUCAAUUCUGUAUCUUUUAUACAGCAGUGGAGUAUAUUACAGAUGAUAAAGGGGAGCUCGGCUAAUUUUAAUUUACAUUUCAAAGGAUCAUUAACAAUUAACAAUGAACAAUUGCAACAAAAUAAUAUUGUGUGUGGCCAAGAGGUAAAUCUUUAACUAAUUAUUUAAUAUGUUAUUGUGUCUUUUGGAAAAUGUAGUUAUUAAAAUAUUAAAAUACACCUCCACUUAACUUCAAGUAGUUUAAAGUAUGUCCAUGUAAUUCCGAGCUGUAGCUGCCGGGGGCAGUAUACAAUAAAUUGAACAGAGGUUCGUUCUCUACCCUGUA
Molecule: messenger RNA, 1733 nt
Organism: Amblyraja radiata (thorny skate)
Lineage: Eukaryota; Metazoa; Chordata; Chondrichthyes; Rajiformes; Rajidae
Gene: coq7
Product: coenzyme Q7 homolog, ubiquinone (yeast)
Exons: 5
Coding region: 256-873 (205 amino acids)
Biological process (GO): regulation of reactive oxygen species metabolic process; determination of adult lifespan; ubiquinone biosynthetic process
Cellular component (GO): nucleus; mitochondrial inner membrane
Molecular function (GO): 3-demethoxyubiquinol 3-hydroxylase activity
Source: RefSeq, a predicted model, not a curated record